Molecule: messenger RNA, 2792 nt
Organism: Aspergillus calidoustus
Lineage: Eukaryota; Fungi; Ascomycota; Eurotiomycetes; Eurotiales; Aspergillaceae
Source: the annotation of a GenBank genome assembly
UCCCCCGUCCCCCUUCCUCCGGCUGGGGUUAGAAGACUCCGGGGUUGCGUUGCCGUUGAGUGACCUGCGUGGAGCGGCGUGGGCGUGGGCGUGGGCGUCCACUGGACCUUGGAGACUCGACUCGACUUGAGAGACGAGCUAGACUAGAGUUUCUGAGUUAUUAUUAACGUACCACCCUCCCUCUCCAGCCUUUCUCCACUUGAUCUCUUUCGACCUGAUUCUCCAUGUGUUUUUCCUCUCGUUGUUGUCGUUAACACUGGCAUUUGGCUUGGACUGGAUUGGAUUGGAAACGGUCACUGGCAGAGUGCGACUCGAUGGUGAUGUCUGCCCGCCCAACCGUCAGCAUCGACCGGCUGACGCCGCGGCGUGUUACCGCUGAGCCGCGAGAGUCGAUGAAUUGUAAGAGUUGUCGGAAGAGAAAGAUAAAAUGCAAUCGUCUCCGACCCAGCUGCGAGGCAUGCAAGGUAUUCCAGUGUGCCUGUAUCUAUGACGCCGUCCCCAAAAAGCGUGGCCCGAAAACAGACGUCCUCGAAGCCCUGCUCAAACGCGUCGACGGCCUCGAGAAGCGUCUCCAGGACGACAACACGCAUCCUCUCUCGCCGUCAUCGCCCGUCAAGGAUCUCUCGCCGCAGUCCCAGGCCGCCGCCGCAGCGGCGCAGGCGGCUUUUCCUUUAACCGCUCAGACGCAAGGGCACGGUCAAAGCCAGGCGCAGGCGUAUGCGAACUCGAGCCCUGUUGUUCAUCAUGGGUAUGUGUUUCCGCCGAUGGGUCAGGGUCAUGGUCAGGGUCCGUUGCAUGGGCAGCCGCAGACGCCCGGCCUAGCUCAGGCGCAGGCGCAGCCUGGUCGGGUUCCCGAUGCGAUGCUUGAUGCGUACUUUGCGCGAUUGCACGGCAAGCCGUUCUUUAUUCUUGAUGAGGCGGCGACGCGGGCGAGGUCUGCGGCUGGGACUUUGCCGGGGUAUCUUGGGAUGGCGGUUUAUGCGCUGACGCUGAGAUACACCACGGUCAACCCCCCGCCCGGGAGUUUAGAGUACGCGCGACAAGCUCGGCGCAUGGUCGAUAUUGAUCAGCCGUCUAUUGAGAAUCUACAGACGCUGCUGCUGCUCUCGCAGACGUUUUAUGCUUAUGGCUGUGGGAAGAAGGCGUACAUGACAUUAGGAAACGCCGUCUCCAUGGUCCUAGCCCUCGAUCUCUACCGCGAACUCCCCGCCUCCCAUCCCGCACCUCCGCUCGAACGCGAGAUGCGCCGCCGCCUCUUCUGGGCCGUCUACGUGAUGGACCGGUUUCUCACCUGCGGCUCCAAACGACCUUGCCUCAUCGCCGACCACUCCAUCGUCGUGCGCCUCCCAUCCAGCUCGUCAGCCUCUGACCCGGGCGACGUCUUCAACCCCGUCGGCCCCAACAUCCCGUACUCGUCGGACCGCCGCAAAACCGCUGGCUCCUGCUCCGCCCUCCUCGUCGACAUUUCGCGCAUUCUCGGCGUGACACACCGCUACCUCGCCGCCGGCGGCGUAAAAGGCGACUCGCACUUCCCAUGGCACGCACUAUCGAAUCUCUCCAAAAUCAGACAGGAACUGGACCUUUGGGCCGCCGGCACACACGACCUCUUCGCCUCCAUCGAAGCACUCUUCGGCCAUCCCGAGAGCACCCUACUCCUCCUCUCAAAGCUCAUCUACCACCUCGUCCACUGCCUGCUCUACCGCCCCUUCCUCCCCAUCGACCUCGCCGAGCUCCGCGGCUCAGGCCAGCACCAGAGCUGGCAAAUCGAAGCAACAACCCUCUGCUUCUCGCACGCAAACGCCAUCGCCGAACUCGUCGAGCUCGCGCGCCACGCGCCGAGAAUCGAGUGGCCGGAUCUCGUCGCAUACUGCCUCGCCGUCGCGGGGACGGUGCACAUCCACGGCGUGCACUACCACGGGCGCCGCGACGGGGAGGUCUUUGCGUCGUCGCCGGAUUUCCUGGCGCGGGAGAUGCACCAGCUUGCGUGGUUGAGGCAGUCGUGGACGGGCGCGCAGCAUCAUCGCGAUUUGCUCACGACGCUAUCGGCGUGUCAUGCGGAUUUGGUUAGGACGCUUGCGGCGCGUCCGGUGCGGUUUGCGCCGGUGUUUCAUCUUGAGGAUUUUCUGGACAGAUAUCCGGGGCUUGUUGUUGAUGGGGGGCAUGUUAGGCUUGUUGAUGGGGAUGAACAGCUGGAACUCGACCCGCAACUCCUCUACGCGCCGACGACCCUCCCCUCACAACAACCACACCUCCACACAUCGUCACACGUACACGCCCGCCACCACUCCACCUCCUCCGCAUCCCUCUCCUUCCACCCACACCACACCUCCCCAACGUGGCCCGACAUCCCCACAGACCCGGACCUCCUCGACCCACAAACCCAUUCGCACCCGCACCUCGCCGGCACCGCAGGAUCCGUCUUCUCCCCAGCCCUCCCGCAACCGCCGUCAUCAAGUACGUCGCCCUCCUUCCUCCACCCGCAAUCGUUGGGUGCCAGCACAGCCAGCAACGGAUCCAUCAACAUAAACAGCACGCUCCACCCGCAAAUCGAAAUCCAGUACGCGACCUUCCCAUUCGAGUCGACUCCCGGACCUAUCGGCGAGUCGCCGGAAUCCGUUCCCUCGUCGAAUGCCGGGCCGUCGGCUUCUGGUGCAAGCGCAGGCGGGUCCGCGAAUGAGGAGAAGGAUCCGUUCUUGAGUCUCCUGGAGCAGAUUGCGGAGAAUGAACAUAGUCAGGGCGGGCCGAGUGAGUUGGAUUUUUUUUUGGACGGGUUGGAUGAGAAGGCGGCUUAG